UGUUGGGGCCUCUGUAAAGCUGGGUGCACUGCAGGAGGAGGAGGCCUCCGGCCCUUCAAGCACAGCCUCCCAUGGACACCAAGACACAGAGCCUGCCCAUAGCCCACACCCAGCCCCAUAGCAACUCUCGACCCCAAAGGCACCCCUGCAACCAGUGCCACUGCAGCCUUCACUGCCACACCUGCAGCCACACCUGCGGCCACACCUGCAGCCGGAGCCGGAGCCGCGCCUCCAACCACAGCCCAACUGGCCCCCAGAGCCAGAGUCCUAACCCCAGCCUGCCCCUGAGGCACCAGAAACACAGCAUGCACUCCCACUGCUGUCCCCCGCGACCCACCCCUCACUCCCGCAGCUACCCCAAGAACAGAAAGAAUCUGGGAAGGAAGGUGACUAAAAGGAAGGUGGUCAAGAGGAGCCAGCAGGUGUACAAAACAAAGAGGUCGAACACAGCGCGGAAAUACAACUGAGCCGGCACCCUACGGCACCCUACGGCACCCGACUGCUGUGUCCCGUGUUGGCUGCACCCACGGCGUGCAGGAUGGAAGUCCAGCUUUGGGCAGGAACAUGUCACAACCGUGAUUUCUGUGCAACGUUGAUUAAAGCACGAUGGGUGACCAUU
Molecule: messenger RNA, 619 nt
Organism: Suricata suricatta (meerkat)
Lineage: Eukaryota; Metazoa; Chordata; Mammalia; Carnivora; Herpestidae
Gene: TNP2
Product: transition protein 2
Exons: 2
Coding region: 72-467 (131 amino acids)
Biological process (GO): acrosome reaction; penetration of zona pellucida; spermatogenesis
Cellular component (GO): nucleus; nucleosome
Molecular function (GO): zinc ion binding; DNA binding
Source: RefSeq, a predicted model, not a curated record